Messenger RNA from Diplodia corticola, 468 nucleotides. RefSeq lists its product as uncharacterized. NCBI's taxonomy places the organism in Eukaryota, Fungi, Ascomycota, Dothideomycetes, Botryosphaeriales, Botryosphaeriaceae. The transcript has 3 exons. The record is from RefSeq and is a predicted model, not a curated record. The coding region runs from base 1 to 468 and encodes 155 amino acids.
AUGGCUACACUCCAGGGAACACGUUUCGAAUCGUUGGGGUCGCUCGAGAUCAAGCAGCACAGAGAGGACAAGAAGGAUGGUGAUGAUGCCGAGCCAAAGAACCAGCUUGUCUACGAAAUCACGCAGCUCGAGGACCUCAACCAGCUUCCGAAGCUUUCCGGCAAGGCUACCAAGGAGAUUGACAUGACCAUUAUUCCAGGCAUCCUGAGUAUCUAUGGUUAUGUCUCGACGGAUACUUGGGAGAUCGGACUUGGGUUCAAAAUCCUCGGCUCGAAGUAUCCAGCAAUCUAUGGCAACGCGAAGGAAGGCUUGGUCAUCAAGCUCGACUCGGUCUACAAGGGAGAGAUCCGGGUCUGGUUUGAGCUGAAGGAUGGCAAGCCCCACGUCUAUAUCAAGAUUAAUCUUGAGCCCAAAUUCCCAUUCAACUUUCUUCCAUCCAUCCAUGAGCGCUCCGAGAUCCCGCUCUAG